CAAGAUGGAGGAACUGGAGUUACUGGUGCAGGAAGUGAAACUAGAUAUUAUAGGGAUAACCGAAACCUGGUGGAAUAGUACUCAUGACUGGAGCACGGGUAUUGAAGGCUAUGUGCUGUUUAGAAAAGACAGGAAGAAAGGCAAAGGUGGUGGAGUAGCCUUGUACAUCAAUGAUGAAAUUAACUGUAGCGAAAUAAGAAGCGAUGGAAUGGAUAAGACAGAGUCUGUCUGGGCAAAAAUCACACUGGGUAAAAAAGCAACUAGAGCUUCCCCUGAGAUAGUGCUUGGGGUGUGCUAUAGACCGCCGGGAUCUGAUUGGGAUAUGGAUAGAGACCUCUUUAAUGUCUUUAAUGAAGUAAACACAAAGGGGAAAUGUGUGAUUAUGGGGGACUUCAACUUCCCAGAUAUAGACUGGAGGACGAGUGCUUGCAAGAAUAAUAGGGGUCAGAUUUUUCUGGAUGUGAUAGCGGAUGGAUUUCUUCAUCAAGUAGUUGAAGUACCUACGAGAGGGGAUGCCAUUUUAGAUUUGGUGUUGGUGAGCAGUGAGGACCUCGUAGAAGAAAUGGUGGUAGGGGACAACCUUGGUUCGAGUGAUCAUGAGCUGAUUCAGUUCAAACUAGAUGGAAGGAUAAACAAAUGUAGAUCCGGGAUUAGGGUUUUCGACUUCUCGAGGGCUAAUUUUAAAGAGUUAAGGAAAUUAGUUAGGGAAGUGGAUUGGACGGAGGAAUUAGUGGAUUUAAAUGUGGAGGAGGCCUGGAAUUACUUUAAGUCGCAGCUGCGGAGGCUGUCAGAAGCCUGCAUCCCAAGAAAGGGGAAAAAACCAUGGGCAGGAGUUGUAGGCCAAACUGGAUGAGCAAGCAACUCAGAGAGGGGAUUAGACAAAAGCAGAAAGCUUACAGGGAGUGGAAGAAAGGCAGGAUCAGUAAGGAAAGCUACCUUGGUGAGGUCAGAACAUGUAGGGAUAAAGUGAGGAAGGCUAAAAGCCGCAUUGAACUGGACCUUGCAAAGGGAAUCAAAACCAAUAGUAAAAGGUUCUACAGCCACAUAAAUAAGAAGAAAACAAAGAAAGAAGAAGUGGGGCCGCUAUACACUGAGGAUGGAAUGGAGGUUAAGGAUAACCUAGGCAUGGCCCAACAUCUAAACAAGUACUUUGCCUCAGUUUUUAAUAAGACUAGUGAGGAAACUAGCGAUGAUGGAGGGAUGAUAAACGGGAAUGUGGAUAUGGAAGUGGAUGUUACCGCAACUGAGGUAGAGGCCGUACUUGAACAGCUUGAUGGGUCGAAGUCGGAGGGC
Messenger RNA from Gopherus flavomarginatus (Mexican gopher tortoise), 1293 nucleotides. RefSeq lists its product as uncharacterized. The record is from RefSeq and is a predicted model, not a curated record. Lineage: Eukaryota; Metazoa; Chordata; Testudines; Testudinidae. Bases 5 to 853 code for a protein of 282 amino acids. Gene Ontology annotation, molecular function: catalytic activity. The transcript has 2 exons.